This is a messenger RNA of Gymnodraco acuticeps, 1464 nucleotides long. RefSeq names its product NIF3 NGG1 interacting factor 3-like 1 (S. cerevisiae) (gene nif3l1). Gene Ontology annotation, cellular component: mitochondrion; cytoplasm. The transcript has 7 exons. The record is from RefSeq and is a predicted model, not a curated record. Bases 135 to 1382 code for a protein of 415 amino acids. Lineage: Eukaryota; Metazoa; Chordata; Actinopteri; Perciformes; Bathydraconidae.
CGUCACUUUAACAAACGGAAGCCGGACAUGGACAUUCUGCUUCGCUCUCUGUCACUUCUGGAGAAAUGUGUGCAACAAGAGAGCGCUACUAGUCUCCUGGCGAUAGAGUGAAAGGCAAGCGAAAGUCUCCACUGAUGUUGACUGGAUGUAGAAGCCCUUCUUGUAGAUUGUUGUCACUCACCUAUAGAAGACUUUGUACCAGGAUCUCUCCAUUUUCAUCUCUCCCUCCACCAACUCACAGUCACAGCUUCUUUAGCCAACACACUUCAGUCCCCCCCUUAUCUCCUCACUUCCCUUCCACCCGCUGCCUCUCUCUUUCUGCUCCCUGUCCCGGCCUGAUGGAGCUGAAAGAGGUCCUGCAGGUGUUGGAGCAGCUCGCUCCUCUGUCUCUGGCCGAGUCCUGGGACAAUGUGGGUCUCCUGGUGGAGCCCAGCAAACCCCGGCCUGUUAAAACCAUCCUGCUGACUAACGACCUCACAGAAGCUGUCAUGGAUGAAGCCGAGGCCAUGAGCUGUGACCUCAUCAUCUCAUAUCACCCCCCGUUGUUUCGGCCUUUCAAGCGUCUGGUUCAGAAAGAUUGGAAGCAGCGAUUGACCAUCCGGGCUGUGGAGGCCAGGAUGGCGAUCUUCUCCCCUCACACUUCGUGGGACAGCGUUAAAGGAGGAGUGAACGACUGGCUGGCUGGGGGAUUGGGUAGCGGCCAGGUGUCCGUGCUGAGUCAGGCCCACGCAGCCGCCUCCCACAGCCACAAACUGGAGUUCACAGUCAAGAGCACAGAGGAACUAAACGCUGUGAUGGAGGAACUGAAGGCUUGUGACAGUGACACAACUCUACAGCAUUCAGCCGGCAGACCAGACAACAGCUGGAUCCAUGUGAGUGUGACCUGCAGUGACUCAGCGCUGACCCCUAGUGUCCAGACUCUGUUACGACACAAUGCUACCAGCCUGUCCUUCAGCAUCCUCAAGUUAGAAAAGCCUCCUCUCCCGGGUCACGGCCAAGGACGACUUAGUGUUUUGGACGAGCCGGUGACCGUUUCAACAGCCAUCCAGAAAAUGAAGUCCCACCUGGGUUUGAGUCACCUCCGUUUGGCUCUGGGAUCAGGACAGACACUAGAGUCCUCUGUGGGUACCGUGGCUGUGUGUGCUGGAUCUGGAGCCUCAGUACUGGGCGGAGUCAAGGCAGACCUCUACAUCACAGGUGAGAUGUCCCACCACGAGGUUCUGGACGCCGUGGCGAUGGGGACUAACGUCAUCCUUAGUGACCAUAGCAACAGUGAGCGGGGUUUCCUGGCGGUGUUCAGGGAGAAGCUGGCUGUGCGUCUUCCUGACAGUGUGACUGUGGCGGUGUCCAAGACAGACAGAGACCCUCUGGAGGUGGUCUGACCAACGGGGAGCUACACUUGUUGUCUGUCGGAUACAUGUUCACUGUUUUGAUCGGAUAAAAUAAAAGAUAUUACCAAAUCAC